Sclerotinia trifoliorum is the source of this 2209-nucleotide messenger RNA. The record is from the annotation of a GenBank genome assembly. NCBI's taxonomy places the organism in Eukaryota, Fungi, Ascomycota, Leotiomycetes, Helotiales, Sclerotiniaceae.
UCAAUUCAUACAAUUUCAUACAUUCACCACCACUCAUCCAUUACAGAGCUCAUUCUUCAAUCUUUCAAUAAGAUUCGCAACAAAAAUACUAACGCGAGAGCUGCACCUGCAUAAAUAAUCCCACAAAAAGAUCAAGGUUCAAGACCCCAAGAAAUAUUUUCAAGGUUUAUUUAUUUGUAUUCCAAGGCGACAAAACCCCUCCCCUCAGCCAACAUCCCCCUCAAAAAGAGGCUUUGAUAUUGACAAAAGAGGAAAUAAUCUAUUUAGAAACACUUUCCAUCCCUCCCCCAAGUUUCAUAUCAAAUAUCUACCUCCCAACUACUACCUAUACAACACAACCGACAACUACGAUCCAGUGUUUCCAAAAGCUAGCUGAGCUACUACUUCUUUCCCCCGCGACUAUUAACAAACUUACCAAAUUAUCUAUCAACUACAUACACUUCGCCAAAAGAAGAAAAAAAAUCUGAUCGAUUUCUUCCUUGAUAAAUUUCUGCUGCAAAUACUUUCGAAUCCCAAACAAUCCAAGAGAAACCUUGCAGGAAAAAGAAAAAUACAUCAAUAUGGUAUCAUUCAGUUGUGAGGUAUGUUUAUUAUCGCUACGACCGCCCUACCUACCUAUCCAAUAUUAUUGAAACACCAAUACCUGCACAUACAGCUACACCUACGUUGACUAUGGUAACUCAAAAAUCUUGUCUAACAAAAAUCAUUUAUACAGAAUUGCGGAGAUGUCCUUACGAAGAAAAAACUCGAUCCUCAUCGAAAUCAAUGUCGCGGCGCUUCAUAUACUUGUCUAGAUUGCAUGGUACAUUUUCAAGGCCUAGAAUAUCGCGCGCAUACUGUAUGUAAACAAAUACGAACCCAGACGCGGGGCACCAUUUGCUGACAACAAUUAAAGAGCUGUAUGAGCGAAGCGCAAAAAUAUCAAGGUGCUCUUUACAGAGGAGAGGGUAAAGGGAAGAAAGGAAAACAACAAAAUACUCAGAAGAAUAAUUCGCAUAAUAAUUCUCAAUCUACUCCGGUUCAUAAAGCAUAUGUCGAAGAUGCGCAAGAUGAAUACGAUAAUUCACAACUCGCUACAGCUUCUUCGGUACCAAAAGCUCCUUCGCCGCCAGCAGCCGUCAAUGUUUUCGAUUUUCUCGUCGAUCCAACUCCCAAUGCAUCGCGGUUGGAACUCCCUGUUCCUGAUCAGAUCAUGAAUGCUUCUGAACCUACGCGUUACAUCGAAUCAGAGCAACAAGUUCGUGAUGAAUCAAUGAGCGAUAAUUCAGAUGUAUCUGAAGCAGAGGAGAAACCAUCCACGGAUUUGGUACGAGUGAAUGUAGCAGAGAGUCCACUUGCCAGUCUAGUCGAAUGGGGUUCUGGACCUGUACCUACAACUGGACCUUUCGAAACACCAGCACCAAAAGCGAUUGAAUGGAAACCAACCAAAGAACAUGAAGGGAAAUCGAAAAAAGACAAGAAAGAUGAGAAGAAGGAUAAGAAAGAUAAGAAGCGCAAACGUUUACAUGUUGAUACUCAUGAUUUAUCAUCUCGAGAAGGCGAUGUCCUAAUGGAUGAUGCACCACCAGUUCUACAUUCAGGAUUGACUGGUGGACUCGGCAAACUUCUCUCCCGUCCUUCAGUCUUUCCUCCAUCACCAGAUUACUCUGGUGCUGACGCAGAAAAAGAAUCACCUAGCGCCAAAACCAAAAAGACAAAAGAAUCCAAACGCGCCAGUCGUGCACGCACACGUCAUGAUGGAUUUGGUAGCAACUUUAUGGCCUUAAUCACCACUCGUCAGCCAUCUCGCGAACACUCAGAAGACAGACCCAAGAAACGCAAACACAAGCAUGGCAACAAGACAUCUGAAAAACCCAAAAUGCUCGAAUACAAACCUAUCAAUGGCGCAACAGAUACAUCUUCAGGCGAAAAUCAAAUGGUAGUUUAUAAACCUCGCGCAGAACUUCUCAUGAGUAUGGUGAAUAAGGGACCUAAUAGCGAAAAAGGUGUAUCGAUGAAUAAAGCAUUGAAGAGAUAUCAUCGCGAGAGAAUAGCGGCGGGUUUAGCUUUGGGGAAGGGUGAUGAGGAGAAGGAACUUUGGAGGAGUUUGAGAAUGAAGAAGAAUGAUAGGGGGGAGAUUGUUUUGUUUAUGUGAUUGUGAAUGUGAAUAUUUUACCUAGUGGGAUUUAUCUUGUAGGGUUUAUGUUGUGUUAAGGCUUUAUGUUAAUGG